CGGCAAUAGCAACCGACAGCAAUAUGGCGUUCUCAAACAACCCCGUUUUGUUUUAGGUGUUGAUUUUGUUUGAUAUCACUUACUGAAAAGACCUCUACCUGACCAUCAUGCCCUUAGGGCCGUUUGGAGAGGUGGUUGGUACCACUGGGACCCUGGAGGCCCUAGGUCCAGAGGCUGCCAACUACCGGAGCAAAGUUAUCGCUCCAAGGAAUCCCAAACUCCUGAAGCCAGGCGAUGAGGAAGGACAUAAGAUGACUCCUAGUAAGUUUCUGUUUGACAUGCAAAUGGAUACAGAGCAGAAACUUGCCAAUACACACUACAUGAAGGUGCCAAGGAAAAUAGAGUUGUUGGAUAUGGCAGAUACCAGCUUACAAAGGUUUUCUCAAAUCAACAUUGAUGAACCAAUGUUCCAGCCCUACCCAUCUGAGAUAUUCUUCCAGAACUUUAAGCCGUUUGAAGUAUAUGAGGUGCCACUGAUUUUGAGAAAUAAUGACAAGGUGCCACGCCUAGUGAAAGUUACCCAGGCUGAUUCGCCCUACUUCAGUGUAAUCAGCCCUCACGAUGUCGGCAACAAAGUGGGACCAGGACUCCCAACUACCUUCAAAAUACAAUUCACACCAGAUGAGAAAAAGGACUACAACCAUGAGCUGGUGUGUAUCACGGAACGCGAGAAGUUUAUUGUUCCUGUCAAGGCCAUUGGGUCACGAGCUAUACUGGACUUUCCUGAUAACAUCAUCUUUCCAGUGGGACCAGUCAAGCAUACAAGCAGCAGGACACUUCUCAUCCGAAACAUUGGCAAUAAGGAGGCCAAGUUUACACUCUCUGUGGAAAAUCCCUUUACCGUGAGCCCAGAGAUAGGCACACUGCCUGUGCAGGACAGCAUGCAGGUGACAGUGGAGUUCAACCCCAAGAAGACCGGUGAUCACAUGAAAGAUCUCAGCCUACAUUAUCAUACAGGGGAGGAUGUGUUGAUAGCUUUGCAUGGACAAGCUCAGGAUGCAAACAUGAGGCUGGAUAAAAACUCGCUGAGAAUUGAAAACACUUUCAUUUCCAUGGCCAAUGAAAGGACAGUGACAAUACACAACAGGACUGAUGUGAUCGCUCACUUCCGCUGGACACAGUUCGCUACACAAGAGGAGGAAGACCAGCAGAAACACAGGUUGACCAGCACGCUGACUUCAGAAGAACAGUCUGAUACAGAGAAGUUUCUCCAGGAGUGUGUCCAGGAUCCCACUCUCCGGGACAAACUGUCAAUACUUGGACGGACAUUCCAGAAUAGGAGAAUGCUGGUAGAAAAUGACAACAUGCUUUUUAAUGAUGAUGUGGUCAAAAUUGAACCUGUUGAGGGAGACAUUUGGCCAAACUCAAGCUUCGAGGUUAAUGUUAUAUUCAAGCCGAGAGAAGCGCAAAGCUACACACGGACAGCCUUCUGUGAUGUGACUGGAAGAGAGAGUCGUCUGCCCUUGAGAAUCCGUGGGGACGGUGUUGGACCAAGUGUACAGUUCUCGUUUGAAUCAUUAGACAUGGGCAACAUCUUCAUAGGCUCUAAGCACACGUACGAGAUUGUGCUCGCAAACAAAGGGGAUAUAGAUGCUAUCUACAGUGUGAUGCCAAACUCCAGCAUCUUUGGACCCUGUUUUAGUUUCAACCCUUCAGAAGGCAUUGUGAUGCCUGGUGGCCACCAAGCUAUACAUAUCUCAUUCACCAGUCCUUACCUAGGGGACUUCCAGGAGACAUUCCAGUUCCAAGUAGAUGGGCAACCUGAAAUACUGGAGGUCCAAUUCAGUGGUUCUGUGAUUGGACCAACCUUUCAGUUCAAUGUCCAGAAGCUCAAGUUUGGGGUUAUAUCAUACGGGUUCCUCAAUACAGAGACUUGUGUGUUACAAAACACAUCAUUGGUACCCAUGAGUUUCCAUCUGAGGGUGCCGGGAGAUGGCAGCUCUGACAGUAUCUGUUGUACCAAUGACCUUGACAGUGCUCACAGUGAUAGGGGCUCUCCCACCGCCAGACCAGGGGCAGGGCCUCCAAAGGAGUUUGAGAUUAUCCCUGCAUCUGGAACACUUCAACCACAAAGUGAAAUCAAAAUCACAGUCAACUUCAUCUCCAACACGAUUAAGAAGUAUGAGAUGGCUAUGGUUGUUGACGUGGUCAAUGUCGGGGAGGAGAUCUUGACACUCCCCAUUUAUGCUAAGUGUAUUGUGCCCAAUGUGUCCGUGCUGAGCCCAAUGCUGGACUAUGGUCGGUGUUUUCUGAGGCAUUCCUAUGAACACAGUGUGAAGCUCCAUAAUGACACAGAUCUACCUGCUAAAUACGAGUUGGUUACACAGAAUGUACAUAGAGAUACUCCCAUCACAUACAAGAGCCCACAGCCCAAGGGAAUUGUGGAGCCUCACUCUCUGUGUGAGGUGCCAAUCAUCAUACAAGCCGAGGCCCUAGAGGAGCAGCAGGUUAUCUCAUAUUUCUCCAUAUUUGGAAGUCCAGAUCCACCAUUGUCGGUGCAGAUAAGCUGUACUGGGGAGGGGCCUGUGGUCCAUAUCUCCCCUAUGGACAUUGACUGGAACGUAAUCCCAGUACUCACAGAUACACCCAGGAAAGUGAUACUGUCGAACGAAUCUCUUAUUCCAGCAAAGUUCACGGCACAUAUGGUGAGACAGAAAUCGGUGUUCCGUGUAGAGCCAGCCGAGGGAGAAAUCCCUGCAGAAAAGACACUUGAACUCACAAUAACAGCUAACCUCAAUGAUUGUGUGAGGUUCCAAGAUAAGUUGCAAGUUAAUUUCUUGGAGAGCCAGGUUCGUCAUAUCCCCUUGACAGCGUAUGGCCAAGGCACCACUAUAGUCUCAGAUCCUCCGCUCACUCCUCAUCUGAACCUGGGGCCAAACUUCAGUAACCGCCCCCUACAGAAGACAUUCACUUUGACCAACAAGAGCCGACGACACCAACAGCUGGUUUGGAGUAUGGAUGGCUUUGGGCCCAUUGCCAAAGCUAAAAAGGAAAUUGCCUCCUACAAUGCACUUGACAUGAAGUUCAAGAACACUCCCCCACCACCAGAACCUAGACGGCCCAUAUUCAAGCUGAACCCCAACAGGUUUGACCUACCACCAGGUGCUAGCAUGGACAUGCACAUAGAAGGAAUGGUGGACAGUCCCCAGAAUGUGAAAGAGAGGCUGAUGUGUCACGCAAUCAUUGGACGUCAGGGAGGGAAAGAGCUGAUCAUGAGAGUGGACGUGUCAGCCGACUUCAUCAGUCCAUUGUUAGAGUUCUCUACGAAAGCCGUCUACUUCAGGGUUGACAAGAAACCAGAGGAGGAGUUAACCGUCCAGACGAGAGAGCUUAAGAUGACCAAUGUGUCCACAUUGCCUUUAUCCACCGGUCUGAAACUACAACACCCAUUUCAAAUCGUAAUGGAUGAUGGUUCAUUAACAUCAGAAAUGGAUGUAAGACUCAACGUCAAUGAAGAGUACACACUCAUGAUCCAGUUUGACCCCGCCUAUAAAGAUGACCUCCACAUACGCACCAUUGAUGAUAUUCUUCAUGUCACCUACCAGGAACAUCCUCACAUAGACUACAUAGCACUUAGAGGAGAGGUGUACUUUCCUAACAUUGACUUUGAGAAGAGCGUCGUAGACUUUGGCUGUAUUCUGAACGACACAGAGGUGACUAGGUAUGUCAACAUAACUAACAACAGUCCCAUGGAGGUGAAGUACCACUGGUCCUUUUUGGUGGGUAAGGAGCCGAAUGUGGUGAUCAGACACCCACCCAAGCCUGUGGUGACGCUGCCACAUAUUGAGGAGGCAGAGGAGGCAGCUUCAGAGGUCCAUCCGGAGAUCGCUGUUCUUAUACAGGAGCCAUCACUUCUUGUGGAUGAUGAAGAGGACAGAGAGGAGGAGGAGGAAAAGGCUGACCUUGAACCUACAAAAGAAAGUGAUAUAUUGCUAGGCAGCAGUAUCCAUGGUGAUGCAGAUGACCUACACAAGGAGCAAGAUUCUGACCGUUCAUUUGACAACAAAGUUACAGAGGAGCACCAAUCCAGCUUUCACACACAGGACGAUGACAGUCUGAAAGCCACCGACAGUGAUGAUGACAGGCCAGAAAAGGGACAACUGGAGCAGGAGGAGGCCCCCGAAGGAGGAGGCAUUGACAAGAACCAAAUGGAGGGAUUAAGAUUGAGUUUAACAUCUCUCCGUGACAUUGCCAUUGAUGAAGAUCCGCUCCAGACAAACCGUGCCCUGAGUGCUCUGUUAGAAGUGGACCGGGAUGAAACCCCAGUGGGCAUUGAGGAGGUGUUUGACAUCUUGCCCCUCUAUGGUAUACUUCAGCCAGGUGAUACAGAGCAGGUGACGAUGACCUUUUAUGGACAUGCAGACAUCUGGGGAGAGACGAAGGCUAUCUGUGUAGUAGAAGGAGGACCCACUUAUGAACUUCUCCUCAAAGGAGAGGCGUCCUUGGUCGAUUACAAGAUAGAUUGUAAGGAAAUUGAUUACGGGAAACAGAUGUAUGAUCAAGUGGCUUCAGCAGAAAUAACCCUUUGCAAUAGUGGAAAGGUCGGCUUUGAGUUUUGUGCCAUGGGGAUGGACCCGACCCUGGCCAAAAAACCUGCUCCCGGAGUUCCUAUCAUGGUUCCUCAUGCUGGUUUUGUGGAACCAUUAUCAGAGCAAAAGCUGGUGAUAAAGUAUCUACCUGGUGUCCCAGAAGUCUUCUCCAAAACAUUCAACAUCCAAGUGGCACACUUUGAACCAGACAAGAUUUGUAUCCAAGGGGAGGGUGUUUUUCCACGGAUAUCUCUGGAUCUGCCACGAACUUCCGAUCCUGAGGGACAUUACCUGGAGACUGUGCGCCAAGCUAAGGAGAAUCUAUACUCCGGCAAGACAUACCCUAAACCAUUGACAGAACGUCCCCAGAGUGGCCUCCCCUCAUCACAAAGAGUGCCGGGUGAUCAGCUCAUGACUCAGGGGGACAUUCCAGCUCAGCCACCAGAGUUGGAUGUACAAAUGGAGCUAGAGAGGCUGACUGUCAAGGAGUUUUCAAUGGAGAUGCAACAAAUUCAAUCAGUUCGUACCAACGCUGGAUUAGACAUGACUCCACCUGACAGCAACGAGACCCGUGAGUCUACAGACACGGAGGGACGACCUAAACGAAAGAAAGUCAAACCUAAGCUGCCAGAGUACCUGCUAGACUUUGGCUAUGUGGUGCUGGGAACAGUGAGGACUCACAUUGUACGGGCCACAAACACAGGCUGGUUCCCAACUUCCUUCCAGGUUGAGCGAGAGGAUAUCCAUCAUUUUGGAUUCCAUGUGGAGUUGGACAGAGUUAGAAACCUGCCAGGAGCACCUGAUCAUGAGACAGUGGAUUUUGUUGUUAGCUUUGAUCCUAGAGGUGCUAACCUUUCUGAGGGGUCUGUAGAAACCAUCGUUCCCAUUAAUAUAAUCAAUGGCCCAGUGAUACAGAUCAGACUACGAGCCAAGGUGACCAUGCCAGACAUGGAGAUCUCUGAUGACACCUUAGACUUCAAUGAAACCAAAUGUGGGGAAUGUAAGGUCAUCACAGUGCAGCUUCACAAUCAGCAGCAGGUCAAGUGUGAGUGGAACUCACUGCCUGCUGACAAGGACAGCAGAAAGAAAUACUAUGAGCAGCGUAUUCUCAUAAGAAUUGCCCAAAGUAGCCAACGAAUACUGUUGUUAUGUCGUGGCCAAGGACGAGAGCCACACUUGGACUUUGACAGAAACAUGGUGGAGUUUGGUCCUAUUCUCCCCCAUAGUAUGGGUGAUGAGCAGGACAUCGUGAUUAGAAAUCCGUGUAGCUUCCCUAUUGAAUUCUACAAUCUUGAGUUUGAUUCUACCUACCUAGAGGAAGAAAAGAUACUGCGUCUAAUGAAAGGCUAUGAUGAGAUGAACACAGUCUUACUUCCACCUCGUGGACCAACAGAGAAAUUGCCACAAGAACUCUUGGAAUAUUAUGAUGAACAAAUGAAGAAGUUAGAGGAGCUAGAGCGUGUAAGGAGGGAGGCUGAGGAGGUGGCAGCCGAAGCUGCUCGCCUGGAAGAGGACAAAGAUGGUGAGAGUGGAGAUGGUGAUGGGCGAGGGGAAGAGUCAGAAAUAAAGACUGAUGGAGCAUUUGGCACAGCUGCAGGCUCCCACCCUCCAUCUAUCAUAGAGCCUGUUGACAUUGAGGACAGACUGAAGAAGGAGGAGGGCAGUGAAGCACAAUCUACCAGUGCUCUCGGAGUUGGUGAGCUAGAGAUAACACCGGUGUCAGCUGCCAUCGCCCGACAUCUGGGCAUAGAUUUGACACCAGAAGGAACGGCAGCGCGCAAUCGCAGGGGGAUAGCGGUCGUUGUCCAUGGUGCACCCAUGUCCGGGAAAACUGUGACAUCAGUGGCGUUGGCCAGAAUGUAUGAGGCAGCGAUACUGACAAUAGACCAGGUAGUCCUGGAUGCCAUCUCCACAGGAACAAAGUCAGGCAUGCGUGCCCGUGAGAUGUGUCAGGAAGCUGCACGUAAGAGGGCAGAAGAGCUGAAGCUUAUGGAGGGGGAGGAGCUGGAGAAAAAGCCAGGAGGAGGUCUGAGUGUGGAGGCAGUCACUGCACACACACAGGGCACCACCAGCACAGCGGCCGUCUCACAGGCUCACUCCGUCGUGUCCAAUCGUAAGACUAGCACUGUUUCAGAUGUGAAGGGUAAAGACAAGCAUCAUGGUGGCAGUGUGGCUGGAGCUAAGACCGGGAUCAACACGUCCUCCAUUGAUGGAGCCACUGGCAGUCAGGUCACCCACGGAGGCCACGGCACUGUGCGAGCCAAGCCUGGGGACCCCCCAGCCUCUAACUCAGACAAGGUACCGAGCAGUCCACCGCCUUUGGCUGCACCCAUAGCCCGCCGACUCAGCGUCAGCGCAAGUGUAGCAGGUGAAGAAGGCUUGAUGAGCUGUGUGCUGCCUGAGGAUCUACUAGUUGACAUCAUCUCUGAGAGAUUACAGCUGAAUGACUGCCAUCGUGGUGUUGUACUGGACGGCCUGGAAACAUUAUUUGCCCAGAAUCUUCAUACUGCUGCCAACGUUAUCCUGAAGGCACUCAAUAAUAGACGCUUCAUUUACUUUUUAACUCUUAAACUCGACUACUGUGUACUGAAGGAACAGGAGAAAAAAGCCCAGGAGGAAAAUGAGCGUCUAGCUAGAGAGGAAGAAGAAAAUGACAGAGUGAGAUUAGAAGAGAUGUCGGAGGAUGAAUAUGACGCGCUGCCAGAUAAAGAGAAAGCUGCAGUUGACAUGAAGAGACUUGACAUAAAGAAAGAAAGGAUAAGAAAAGAAAAUGAGGAGCGCAUGGAACGUGACCGUUUGGAGCGAGAGGCUGCUGAAGCAGAGGCCAAGAGACUGGAGGAGGAAAAACCUAAGAAGAAGGGUAAGAAGGGCCCAGAAAAGGAGAAACCUAAGGAUGAGCCUGCCAAGGAUGGUAAGAAGAGUGUGGCUGCAACAGGCAAAACAACCAGCACCGACCGUAUACAAAAGUCCCAAGGAGGUCCUAAACCCCACGACAGUGACCAUCCAGUCAGCAAGGCCGGGUCCAGUAUCACUGACCGGCCAGAGUCACACCAGACAGAGAAAAGUGACACAGUUUUAGACGAUGGAAAGAAGGGAAAGAAAGGAGGCAAAGAUGCGAAAAAACCUGGUGAUGGAAAGGAAAAGUCAGACAAAGAGAAAGGAGAAAGCGAAACUGAAAUUGUACAUGACCCUCUCAAAGAGUCUGAAAUCUUACUCAUGCAACGAUUCCGUACAGUUGAGCAUUCUAGCAAGGAGAUUGCUGACCUCAUUGAGUUCUGGGACAGAACCACACUUGGUAUCAAACGACCACCCACUCCCUCAGAAAAGUCUGAAGAAGAUGGACAGCAUCAUCCACCAUCUGGCAAAAAAGCAAAGGGCAAAGAUAAACAUGACAAACAGGAGAAAGAGAAAGAAAAGGAAAGACAGAAACAGAUAGAGAAAGAAAACGCUGAAAGAGCUGCUAAGGAGGCCGCAGCAGCAGCUACCCAGCAGGGAGAACCAGCAGACGGCGAGGGAGUCGAAGAUACUCCAAAGGACGAGGAUGGUUCUGGCAUCCCCCAUCUCCACAUAGACUGCUCAGACAAGGCCAGCACUCCCUUUGACAAGCUCAUGAACCUACAGAAGCUACCCACCAUGAACGAGGUGCUGGAUGGAAUUGGACUUGGUCCGAGGGGCCCCCCGAUCCCACCCUCAGCCACAUUUGCCGUUGUGCCCUACCCUGUGAAGAGGAGAGCCCCUCCUGUGUCUGAGUUUGGAGGUCGCUACAUCUUUGUGGCUUCAUCCCCAGAUGACCCCAAUAUUGGUAUGUUGGAUUCUAAAGAUCCUGAACCCGAGGAGGAGAAGUCCGUUACCCCUGACAAAGGUAAUGACCUGGCAACUCCUACUAAAGGCAAGUCAGGCAAGACAGACAAGUCUGCUGGAAAGGAGGACAAGAAAGGGGAGAGAAAGAAGAGUGCAGAGAGGAAACAGACAUCAAAGACAGUGUCACGUCGCAAUUCAAUGCAGGUUCCAUCACCUCCCCCUGGGGCUGCCACACCUGUGUCAGACAUGGACAGCACUACCGGGGAAGGCUUUGGUGUAGCUGACGCCAAAACACCAAAGUUGUCAAUCUUUCGGUGGGUUGUCCCAGCCAAUGGGGAAGUAAUUCUGCGUCUGCGCUUCCAUUCAGAGGAGCUUGGCCAAUUUGACCAGACACUAAACUUUGAGAUUGUUGGUACUCGCCGAAGAUAUCAAUUGUACUGUCGUGGAAUAUGUGCUUUUCCCUCAAUUAGCAGGGAGCCGAGAAUUGUGUUCCCAAGUCGCAAGAAGAAUAAAAAGUCGGAUGAGAUUGUCCAUAAAAAGUAUAUCUUAUCAUCAGAUACUUUUGAGUUUGGUCCACUGCUCAUCAUGAAAUCAAGGGAAAGGUAUAAGGAGGGUCGGUAUCCAGAAAACAUGGAAAAACUAUUGAUAAACAACACGUCCCCAAUAGAGGCCGACAUCAGCUUUUGUUUCCAGCAUGAUAGCAAGGGUGAAACCUUUUUGCUCGACCCACCCAACAUGACACUGAAGCCUGGGGACACUCAGACGCUCACCAUAUGGGCAUACCCACGCUCCCCCGAGGUUUAUGAGGAUGCAAUAGUGUGUUGCAUACGGGAAAAUCCAGAACCUGUUGUCUUCCGAGUUAACUGUGUAGGGGUCAAAGCUGAACUGGAACUAGACAAGAAGGCAUUACACUUCGAAAAAGUUCUUCUGCACAGGAAGGAUACGAAGACAAUCUACCUGAGGAACAGCACCAUGUUACCGGUCCGGUGGAAGCUUAGUCUGCUGGAGAACCUGGGCGACGACUUUACAGUGGCCGCAGACAGUGGAGUGGUAGAGCCUCGCUCUGAAUACCCGCUCCAUUUCUACUUCCGAGCAAUGAAACCUGUACAGAGUGCUCGCAAAAUGAUAAGAUUGGAGAUCUACGAUGUGGAUGAGAUAUUUGGCAUGUUCAGUACCGAGAACAUCACUGUGACAGCUGAAGCCUACGAUAUUGCCCUGGACAUGAGCUUUCCCAAAGGUGCUGAUGGUGGAUUAGAUUUCGGAACAAUUCGUGUUGGAGAAGAACAGAAACAGCAAUGUACACUGAAAAACAGAGGCAAAUAUGAAAUACAAUAUCAAUUUGACUUGGAAGACUGCGACCCUGACAAUCCGAGCGCCUCUAAGCUGUUCACUGUUAUCCCACAGAAGGGUAGUUUGAGUCCCCUAGACAGACCAACCCAGGUUACAGUUUUGUUCAAGUCUAUGAAGGAGGUCCAUAUCAAGGAUCAGGCCAUCCUCAAAUGUCUCGUUAUUGAGCCAAAUGUGGCUGACGGAGGUGAGAUCAUUGCCAGUAUCCCUGUCAAAGUGACAGUAAAGGCUGGCUUCAAUAAGUACAAUGUCUUACCCACAAAUGAUAUCAACUUUGGCUCUAUGAUUGUCAACAGCAAGAAGACUCGCCAGUUUGUUAUCCAAAACAAAGGGGAGUUUGACAUGAAAUACACCAUUGUAAAGAUGAUCAAGGAAACCCAACAAUCUCAGACUCGUCAUGCUCGCCCCCCUAUUAAGGACAAUAAGCGGAGUAAGUCAAGGGAUGGCUCUAGCUCCGGGCGGUCAGUCGCCAGACCAAAGAAGGCCGAUUCGGUGAGUGAAUAUAGCACCACUCACAGUCAGAUUCAGCUCGCAAGUGGUGUGUCUCGCAUGAACAAUGUGGUAGUUAAUAGACGCUUGCACAAUAGCACCAGACAGGAGGGGGUGACCCAGUCCCGUCUGCCUCUGCAGAUGUUUGUAGUGUCACCAGCCAUUGGAAUUAUUUCUAGUAACAACAGCCAAGUGAUCAAUGUGGAGUGUAUAGCAGAAACCCCAGGCAGCUGUGAGGAGGAGUUGGCUAUAGAUAUUUCUGACCGAGACCCUACUGAUCAUCCAGGAGGGAUCCCCUACAAGCUCAUUGCAGAAGCAUGCAUUCCCUCCAUCAAUGUCGAUGACAUUGGCUCCAUCUUCGAGGAACAUAGAGUUUGCAAGAACCUGAGCAUUUGGCAACAUAACAACCAGCUACAAUUGGAAAACGAAGGUGGUGUGUAUGGGGAAGAUGAGAAAAAGUUUGUUUUCAACAACGUCAUUGUUGGACACAAAGCGAAAGCCCGAUUCAAGAUUGCAAACAUCAACAAAGUUCCAUGUGAUGUAGUGUUGUCACUGAAGCCCAUCCUUGUGAAAGGAAUGACUAAACAUCUGGAUGUGUUUGAGAUAGAGCCAGCAAAGGCUCUGAUUCCAAACCAUAGUCAUGUGUAUGCCACGGUCACGUUCACCCCUCCAUCUAUGCAGACAUUCUCAGCAACAUUUGAGGCUAGCAUUGAAGGUGUGCCGUCUAACCAAGCCAAAGGUCGUACCUUGACCUUUGAUAUCUCUGGCGAGGGCAACCUGCCUCGUAUCGGUAUUCAGAAACCAACAGUUAGAAACAAGAGGGGACAACCCCUGGUUCUGUUUAAGCGUAUUUUAUUGGGAAGGAGUGAUGUGAUGCCACUGAUCCUUGUGAACGAUGGAACACUGCCUAGUAAGGUAGACAUUGACCUCAUUGACCCAGACAAGGCCUUCCGGCUGAGACCAAGUGGGACAACGCAGGCCAUCAUGGAGGACGAUUUUGGAGAAGUCACCAAGCGCCCACACACAGCUUCUGUGAUCGUCAAUGUGAGCGAGGCUGCCUCCUUUGAUGUGAUUUUCAAACCUACUGCUGUGCAAAGAUCACAGGCCCAUAUUCGACUAACUGUCAUUGAUAACCAGUAUGAGGAUUCGGUCAUCCAGCUGGUUGGAGAGGGUUAUGAGGAGGAGAUCACUCUCGACAACAUCAACAGUAUCGAGGUACCAGUAGAGCCAGAAAACGAGGAAGGCAACAUGGCAGAGGAUGAUGUGGGAGCUGCCAAACCAAACUUGAUAAAGUUUGGUGACUGUGCCAUAGGAGAGCCCCGCACCCUUUCAUUUGCUAUGACCAACCAUUCCAAGACAGACAUCUACAGGUUCCAAUGGCCAGAAAAUGCCCUGCUAAAAUUUUCACCUACUGUGGGCCAUCUCCAUCCAGAAUCAACUAAGGAUAUGACCAUUACAUUCAAAAGUGAUCAGCCCAAGACCUUGACUGAGGAGAAAGUCAACUGCAAGGUGAACAAGAUCAUGUUCGAGAAGCAAGACAAAGUGGCUGACUGGGAUGAUAGGAUCCGGACAGUGAAGUGGGUGGAUGUGCCGACAUCGCCUCAGCCUUCCAGUGUCAAUGAGGGUGGUAACAAGGCACCACUAUCAUCAAGACCAGCCAAAAAGAAGGUGAUUGAAACAGAGGCAGAGCCUGUGUUUACAGAAGUGCCUGACAGUGCUCGCCAGGUGGACCUACUUGUAACAGCUCUGUGUGACUUCAGCAAAUACAAAUGCAAGAUAGAGGCUGUUAGCUUCCGAGACACUCUUAUGUUCCAGACAAGGGUCUAUGAUUUUACACUGAGUAACAAGGGUGCUGUCCAGAUGGACUACAGUUGGCAGGUGGUAAUGGAGAACAUGCCCACCUUCCAGCGAGCUGUAACAUUCAUGUCAGAGGCAGAACGACCAGAGUCACGCAUGGAUCUUGCUGACAGCAGUUAUGUCCCCUUCACCAUAGAACCAGAAUAUGGAACAAUACAGGCUGGCAAGAAAUCCAGCUUUAAAGUCAGGUUCUCUCCCUUAGAUGUGAAUGAUUAUGAGGCCAGACUGAUUUGUUCAAUUCCAAACCUAGAAAAGACACAACAAGGACCAGUGGUGGGAAUCAAAGGCAAGAGUCUGAUGCCCUACUGUCAUUUUGAACUGGAGGACUCGGACUAUAUUUCUAGCUCGAGACGUAACCCAGAGAUGCGAGGGCCAGGUGGGGCUCCUGCUGGUUCUACUCUCGACCCCAAUACUCGCGUCAUAGAGUUUAGCUGUAUUGGAGUUGGUGUGAGGAAUCUCAAAAACUUUGCCAUUGUGAACCCUACCAACCAACCCUACAACUUUGAGUGGUCCUGUGAAGAUGAUUCUGAUCCGAAGAAGCCUGCGUCCUUCAACUGUCUCGUACCUAAAGGCCUCAUCAAAAGUGGGAAGAAGUUUCAGGUUUCCUUUGAGUACGUCUCUCACCAAGUGGACAUAGUAGAGUCGUUUUGGAAGUUCCGUAUCCCAGAGCAGGACAUCACUGUUCCGUUCCUGUUGGUAGGAAAGGCGCGGGAACCAGAUAUCUCCAUGGAUCGCUCUCACAUGAACUUUAAAGCUCUACUCAUAGGUCACCAGGCUGUAGAACGAGUGUAUCUUAUAAACCAGGAGGAUCAACCAUUUUACUUCUCCUUUGAGGAAGAUUCCUGUCACUCUGCGGGAUAUUCAGACCAUCUUCAUGUGGAGCCAAUGUCGGGCAACAUUCCGGCAAAAUCCAGGAUGGCUGUAGAUCUAUAUUUCACUCCCACCACAGACAAGGAAGUCAACUUUAACAUUGUUUGUAAGAUCAAGAAAAAGGUUCUGCCAGUCACCCUAAACGUGAAGGCCGAGGGGUAUUCCAUGAAUUGCACUCUUACUUGUGAGGAUUCUCAGGGUAACAAGCAGGAGUUCUUUCAGGACAGUCACAACAUCAUCAAGUUUGGAGAGGUUGAAGUGAAUGAGCAACAGAUCAGGAACAUCUUUGUGAUGAAUUCUGGCAAGUUUAACUUUGACUUCCAGUGGGAACUCAAUACAGGAAACAAGAAGCGAGAAAUGGUGUCCAUUUCUCCCGUCUCUGGUGGAGUAGCUCACGGCGAAGAACAAAAGUGUACUCUCCUCUUUUGUCCUCCGUGUAAAACUUCCCUGAAGGACUGUUCCCUCAUUCUGAAGGUGUCUAACGGUCCAAGCUACCACGUAGCCCUGGAGGGACUGGGUGUCACCCCCGGACUCCAUUUCUCUUUCCAAUCCUGUAACUUUGGCAGUUGCUUCAUUUACCGUGCAGGAAUGCCUGCCCAUUAUAAGGUCCUAAAGCUCACGAACAAGGACAAGAAGGAAAUCAGUGUGGACUGCCUCUACGCCCAGACCAACCAUCUCCAUCACAACUUUGAGGCCUGCGUCAUCCAACCUGGCCAGUCAGUUGACGUGACCAUCACAUUUUAUCCACGCCAGGCAAUCAAGUACAAUGAGACCAUGACCUUUGAAAUCAACGGUUUGUCCAAACACAGUAUACAAGUGAUUGGGAAUGGCACAGAGAUGAAGAUUGAGGUUGCUGAUCCCAGGCAUAAAAUCUUGAACUUAGGCCCACGAGUUGUAAGCGAUCUUGUCAAGAAAUACAUUCCAAUAGUAAAUAACAGCCCGGCACCAAUAACUUUUAACCUGGCUCUUACCCCAGUGUCUGCAGCACUGCAGAAACCGGGUGUCAUCUCUAUCUCUCCCGUCAACACCAUCACUCUGGAGCCAAAGGGAGGCACCAUCAAGGUAGAGGUCAUAUUUGCUCCCAAGUGUAGGAUUCCCCAGUUCAGUGAGGAAGUGAUGCUGGAGUGUGCUGGACUAUAUCAGCCUCUAUUUGUGCUCCAAGGAUCCUGUUUGGGCAUGGAAAUCAAUCUAGACACCUACGCUAUUCCGUUUGGUGCUGUUGUCAAGGACAGUCAAAGUACACGCAAACUUGUGAUGAGUAACACUGGCGAUAUGAAUACAAAGUUUAAGUGGGAUAGCAAGAAAUUCCGCCCUGACUUUUCUAUUACCCCAGCAGAGGGCUACAUUACAUCAGGAAUGGAUGUGACAUUUGAGGUGACCUUCCAUCCGAAAGAACUCAAUCAAGACAUCAGAUAUGAUAGUUUGCGCUGCUUCUUCCCCGAGUCGAGUCCUCACAAGCCUGUCACUUUGACAUUGACUGGUAUGUGUGUGAGCUUGCCUGCUCCUAAAGAGACUCAGCACCUGUCAACACACGUAAGACAGGCAGAGACCAAGUUCCUGUCCAUCCCCAACAAAACUAACAUGACAUGGAUUCUUAAGCCUAUCAUUGAUGGAGAAUACUGGUCAGGGCCUGUCACCUUCACAGUUGAGGCUGGACAGACAAAACAGUUCCCCCUCACUUACCGUCCACUGACCAUGACACCAGAGGGCAAGAAACAUCAAGGGACUAUUUUCUUCCCAAUGCCAGACGGCCAAGGUUUACUGUUCAAUAUGAUGGGUGUGUCUGAGCCUCCAAAGCCAAACAGUAAACCUCACUUUGAUGUUCCAUGUAAGGUGGCCCACACAGAACUUCUCAGUGUGGACAACUGGCUGAAAAGGCCACAAAGAUUUGCUGUACUGAAAGAAACCAUAAAGGCUGAGAAACUAGACACGGGGACAUCAGUUAAGGGGAUGGAAUACAUUGAUGUUCCAGCCAGUGGUAAAAAGGACUACAAGCUGACAUUCUAUGCCCACAAGGAGGGUGUCACCAUGCUCAAGGUCACAUUUAUUAAUGAGAAGACUCAGGAAUACCAGUUCUAUGAGGUGACUUUUCGUGCAACAAAACAAGGGACUGUGGGAACCAUUGAUUUGUCCACCCCAGUCCGACAGAGUGUACUCCACACCAUCACUAUAGAUAAUCCUCUGGGAUAUGCUGUUUCCUUCAAUGGCACGUGUACUCUGCCAGAAAUCCUCAUGCCACCCCAGUUCAAUGUCCCUGCCAACUCAACAGGUGAAGUUAGCAUAGAGUACCAGCCUCUAAAGGUAGGCGAUUUCCAGGGCAAGAUCGAGUAUGUGUGUUCUGACCUUGGCAGCUACACCUAUGACCUUAACCUGAAAGCAACUGCUGCUGGACCAGAGAAGGCUCUCUAUUUUAGGACAUGUCUAGGUCAGGCACAGUCACACAUUGCAAAAUUCCUGAACUUUGCAAAACAGGCCAAAGCAGACUACACAUGCAAGACGGACAAUUCUGACUUCCAUGUAGAGAAGUCUGUGGCCGCAGCUCCAGGCUCUACUGGAGGCACUGAGGUCAAUCUAGAGGUCACAUUUGAACCUUCACGACUAGGUGAACAAAGAGCGAGUUUGCUGGUGAGCUCUACACAGGGAGGAGAGUACAUGUUCCCACUGUUUGGAACUUGUGUAGCACCUAAACCACAGGGACCGUACAUCAUCAAAGCAGCUGGCACCACACAUAUCUCUUUCCGUAACGUGUUUGCAAGUACAACACCAUUUAUGUUCCAAGUUGACAAUCCAUUAUUUCACCUUACAAAACAAAGUGAAAGUGUGCGGUCGCGGAAGGAGCACCGUAUCGUAGUGGGAUUUGAUGGCAAUGAUAGUGGCUCCAAGGCUGUGGUCAUGGGCAAACUUGUUGUAUCAUGUGCACGGUCAGCUGGAGGCAGUUCUAACGCCCAGUGGGUGUAUUAUCUUCGGGGCAUCACAGUGUAGAAACAAGAGUAACCAAAGGACUACACAGAUAAACAGCUUUAAACACUCAGAAUGUAUAUUAUGUUAUUAAUUACCUUGUGAAGGUACAAUGAUAAAAUCAAUCGUUAUGAAACACUUUUAUUUGUAAAUAUAUAUCAAUGUGAAUUUCUUUCAAAGGGAAAUACUUGGUGUAAAGAUUAAUGUUUGAUGGAAUGUAGGAUGGAUUUAUAAGGAUAAAAUUCAAAUAACAUUCCAAAAGAAACUUUUCAGUUUUCAAAUUUUCAACCGAAGGAAAUACUGGAAACAUUAUUUUUGAAAAAGUGUAUUUUUGUAUUGGCUGUUUUGUAUAUUUGCUAUAUAACAUGAUGAGAUUCAUAUAUAAAGGAAGAUAGAAAUAGAACUAGUGUGUCACUACAUUGGGCUAUCUGGUGAAAGCUGUUGUACAACAGUGCCUAUGAUUAUUUAUCAUCCUUUGCUAUACUCAUAAUAAUGCCAACACAAAAAUACUUGGAUUUUGUCAGUGCAUCAAUAUUUUGUUUAAAAAUGCCAUUUGACACAAUGCUGAUUACUAGUCUUUCAGCUGUAAUGAUUUAUGCACAUGUCACUGAAAACAAUAAAGGUAUUUAUUUAUUUAAA
Molecule: messenger RNA, 16490 nt
Organism: Mizuhopecten yessoensis (Yesso scallop)
Lineage: Eukaryota; Metazoa; Mollusca; Bivalvia; Pectinida; Pectinidae
Product: hydrocephalus-inducing protein-like
Exons: 80
Coding region: 108-15875 (5255 amino acids)
Biological process (GO): cilium movement; axonemal central apparatus assembly
Cellular component (GO): axoneme
Source: RefSeq, a predicted model, not a curated record